AUGUCGUGUCGGACAACUAUCGAUGAUAUUCACAAAGCACACGAAAGGAUAAAGCCGUUUGUUCACAGAACACCUAUUUUCACAAGUUCGACUUUCAAUAAUUUAAUUGGAAGAGAAGCAUUUUUCAAAUGUGAAAAUUUACAGAAAACUGGAUCUUUUAAAGCAAGAGGAGCACUAAAUUCAAUUUUGAAAUUGAAAGAAACAGAUCUAGAUUUAAAAGGAGUGGUCACUCACAGCAGUGGUAACCAUGGCCAGGCUACAGCUUGGGCGUCACGUAUGUCAGGUGUCGAAUGUUCGGUUAUCAUUCCAAAAAAAGCUUCUAAGGUCAAGGCUGCGGCUAUUAAAGGUUAUGGAGCAGAAUUGAUAUUUUGUGAACCUUACCCAAGUGGAAGAAAAGAAACCUGUGACAAGAUAGUAAAAGAAAAAGGAUAUGCCAUUGUUCACACGGCAGACCAUGACAUUAUCGCCGGACAGGGUACCAUGGCAGUGGAGCUUUUAGAAGAAGUACCAGAUCUGGAUGCAAUACUAGUAUCGGCUAGUGGAGGCGGAAUGAUCUCUGGUAUAGCCAUUGCAGCUAAAGCUAUUAACAAAAACGUAAAAGUAUUUAUGGUAGAACCUGAAGGCAAAAUGGCUGAAAAGUGCAUGCGAUCAGGUGAAAGAUUGUGGCCAAACCCUCCAAAAAUUCUGGAUACGAUAGCAGACGGGAUUAGUCAACAGCAAUUAGGUCAUCUCACUUUUCCUAUUAUCUGCGAUCUAGUAGAAAAGGAUGUCUUCACUGUUGGUCAUGAAGAUAUUAUAAAGGGGAUGAAGUUUGUAUUUCAACAUAUGAAGUUGGUAAUAGAAGCCGCUUCUGGAGCAACAGUAGCUGCUGCCAUGUCAGAAAAGUUAAGACAAAUGGAUCCUAGUAUAAAGAAAAUUGGCAUUAUAAUAUGUGGUGGAAACUUUGAUAUAGACAAACUACCAUGGUUCUCGCAGAAGGAACCGAAGGGAUAGCAAGCUAUAAAACACGAGCAGUUUAUUUUGUAUACUAAAUACUGUAUGAAUCAAUAGAAUAUGCUUAUAUACUUCUA
This is a messenger RNA of Mytilus californianus (California mussel), 1070 nucleotides long. RefSeq names its product probable serine racemase. The transcript has 9 exons. The coding region runs from base 1 to 993 and encodes 330 amino acids. Gene Ontology annotation, molecular function: magnesium ion binding; serine racemase activity; pyridoxal phosphate binding. Lineage: Eukaryota; Metazoa; Mollusca; Bivalvia; Mytilida; Mytilidae. Gene Ontology annotation, biological process: pyruvate biosynthetic process; L-serine metabolic process; D-serine biosynthetic process. The record is from RefSeq and is a predicted model, not a curated record.